This is a messenger RNA of Staurois parvus, 420 nucleotides long. The record is from the annotation of a GenBank genome assembly. Lineage: Eukaryota; Metazoa; Chordata; Amphibia; Anura; Ranidae.
CCGGACCCUGCAUUCACUAUAUUCCCUCUCCCCGGACCCUGCAUUCACUAUAUCCGGUCCCCCAAGACCCCGCAUUCACUAUAUCCGCUCUCCCCGGACCCUGCAUUCACUAUAUUCACUCUCCCCGGACCCUGCAUUCACUAUAUCCGGUCUCCCCGGACCCUGCAUUCACUAUAUCCGGUCUCCCCGGACCCUGCAUUCACUAUAUCCGGUCUCCCCGGACCCUGCAUUCACUAUAUCCGGUCUCCCCGGACCCUGCAUUCACUAUAUUCACUCUCCCGGGCCCCGCAUUCACUAUAUCUGGUCCCCCAAGACCCCGCAUUCACUAUGCACCCUCCCAAGAAAAAAAAGAAGCUCUCUAGCAUUACACACCAAACUGAGCAUGUGCAUGUGACCACGGUUUCAGUCUGUAUCAGGUGG